AGAAAGAGAGAGAAGGAGGGAGGGCAGUUUGGAUUGAGAAUAAGUGUGAAAGGCACGAGUCAGGGUGGUACAUUAAAUGAGAGGGGGCAAGUGAUGAGGCUUAUGAUAGGCCUUAUGAUCGUCAUGUCGUUUUUGCUUCGCGUCUUCCAAUGACUCCCAGAAUUCCACGCUUCGCUUUCCCAGCCUCCUUCCACAAACCCUUUUCUCUCUCUCUCUCUCUUUCUCUCUACCAAAACACUCUCUCUCUCUCUCUCUCUGUGAACUGUGAAAUACACACCUCUCUGUUCCCUCUCUCUCUCUCUAAAGAUUGAACAGUCAACCCAUAUUGCGUUGCGUUUACCAACACCCUACACAUGCUACUACAUAAGCUAGACUGUAACCUCAGGUGAUAUCGGGCUUCUUCUCAUCAGUGAGAUUUGAGUUUCUCUCUCUAGCUCACAACGCUUGGUUUUAUCUUCUUCUCAUCAGUGAGAUGUGAGUUUCUCUCUCUAGCUCUCACUGCAUUUGUUUUUCUUGUUUAACCUGUUAGCCUCAAACUCGAAGCUGAUCAUCAUCAUCACGGAGCUAGCAGUUUGUUAGUUGGUGAUUGAUUGUAGGAUGUGGAUGAUGGGUUGCAGUGAUAGCAGUAGCCUAAAUAUGUCGGAGUCAUCGUCUUCUUAUAGUAGUGGUACUGUGAGGAGGCUCCGCCCUCUUAUUCCUAAACCCCACCUCUUCCCAAAUGCUUCUUCUUCGACUUCAUCACCUUCGUGUUCCACCUUUUUGGGUCACUCGCAGGGGGACAAGUACUUCACCCAUAAUCUUCCUGGAGGAUCAGAUCAAGGAAGGCGAGACGCGGGGGCUCAGCCCACGAGCUCGAGGUGGAACCCAACCCCGGAGCAGCUCCGGACGCUGGAGGAAAUGUACAGGCGCGGCACACGCACACCGACGGCAGACCAGAUCCAAUACAUCACAGGCCAGCUCCGCCGCUAUGGCAAAAUUGAGGGCAAAAACGUUUUCUAUUGGUUCCAAAACCACAAGGCUCGUGAGCGACAGAAGAGACGCCGUAGAAUCGAAGCGGCCAUGGAGCUCGGCUCCUGCAUUUGUAGAGAAUUCGAAAGCCAAGACAAAAAGGAACAAGAUUCAUUUGGGAGGAGGUGGGGAGGGUUGGAACUGAGCAAGAAUUGGGCGCCUGCGCCCACAAGCUGCUGUACCAUGCGGACGACGGAGGGAGGCGGUCUAGAGAGAGAAGAAGAAUGGGUGCAAUUACCCACUUUCACCAUUACUGGCAACACUACUGCUCCCAAAUUUCAAAGCACUUAUGCUGAGCUCUUCGGCGAGAGAAAUGCAUCUCAACGCUCUGGUUUUGAUGUUCGUGAGGAUAGAGAGGGAGAGGUUGAGACUCUUCAGCUGUUUCCUCUCACCAGCGAUUCGGUCAUUCAAGCCAAGAGCAACGCCGCCACCAUUGCUCCGAACCAGCAAUCGCCCUGCAACUUCUUUGAGUUUCUUCCUUUGAAGAAUUGAAACCCAUCUCCAAAUGCGAGAAACAUUAGCCAUGCCACCCUUUUAGAGAAGCCUUCUUCCUCUCUCUCUCUCUCUCUAGUGAAGUCCUGGUUCUCGUUACCUCUCUUAUUUUUGUUCUUUCACGGAAGAGGGCAUAGAAUUAGAAAGGCAUUCAGAUGUUUAAUGGAGCUCUCUCUCUCUCUCUCUCUCUCUGUCUUGUCAUUUUUUUUCUUUGAAUUUGGCAAAGGAAAGCGAGAUGUUUUAGUCGUUGCA
Messenger RNA from Amborella trichopoda, 1752 nucleotides. NCBI's taxonomy places the organism in Eukaryota, Viridiplantae, Streptophyta, Magnoliopsida, Amborellales, Amborellaceae. The record is from RefSeq and is a predicted model, not a curated record.